Messenger RNA from Hevea brasiliensis (rubber tree), 1497 nucleotides. Its product is annotated as galactolipase DONGLE, chloroplastic-like. The transcript has a single exon. Lineage: Eukaryota; Viridiplantae; Streptophyta; Magnoliopsida; Malpighiales; Euphorbiaceae. Gene Ontology annotation, biological process: jasmonic acid biosynthetic process. Gene Ontology annotation, cellular component: chloroplast. Gene Ontology annotation, molecular function: glycerophospholipid phospholipase A1 activity. The coding region runs from base 1 to 1497 and encodes 498 amino acids. The record is from RefSeq and is a predicted model, not a curated record.
AUGGCUUCCAAAGUCUUGAUGCCAAAACCCAGUGUGAACCAUGUUGCAUUCUCAGUGGACAAUAAACCACUCCGUUCCCCUUUUUCUGGGCAGGUUUUUUUUCCUAAGAAAAGUAGUGAUCAUGCCUCUUCUUCUUCUUCUUCUUCUUCUUCGGUUGAGCAAUUAUCAUCGUCACUUGUCGCUUCUGGUAAUACAGUACCACCAGCAGCUAUUUCCACUGCCAAAUUUGCCAACAGUGUUAGUGCUAUUAGCACUAAAUCUACUCUGGCUCAACAAUGGAGAGAUAUUCAGGGUUCUAACAAUUGGGAAAACCUGGUUGAACCCUUGCACCCUCUUCUUCGACAAGAGAUUAUUCGAUAUGGAGAGUUUGUCACCGCUUGUUAUAAGGCUUUUGAUCUUGAUUCCAACUCAAAACGCUACUUGUCCUGCAAAUAUGGCAAGAAGAACAUGUUCAACCAAGUUGGAAUGGGAAAUUCCGGCUAUCAAGUCACUAAGUACAUCUACGCCACCCCAGACGUCAAUAUUCCCAUUCAAAAUGGUGCUUCUUGUGGCCGCUGGAUUGGCUAUGUGGCUGUCUCCUCCGAUGAUACAGUUAAGAGGCUAGGCAGGAGGGAUAUAGUCAUUACAUUUCGGGGAACAGUGACUAACCACGAGUGGGUUGCUAAUUUCAUGAGCUCUCUCACUCCUGCGAGGCUAGACCCUCAUAAUCCUCGCCCAAAUGUGAAGGUGGAAUCUGGGUUUUUAAGCUUGUACACUUCAGAUGAAAUUAGUGACAACAAGUUUGGACUAGAAAGUUGUCGCGAACAGCUUCUAUCUGAAGUGUCAAGAUUGCUAAGCAAGUACGAAGGGGAGGAAAUCAGCAUAUCCUUGGCAGGGCACAGCAUGGGGAGUUCACUUGCUCUUCUUCUUGCUUAUGAUAUUUCUGAGCUUGGAUUGAACAGACGCAGCAACAAUCCAAGCAUGGCUAUUCCAGUGACUGUGUUUUCAUUUGGAGGACCAAGAGUAGGGAACGCAGGGUUCAAGGAGAGGUGUGACGAAUUGGGUGUUAAAGUGUUGAGAAUCGUGAAUGUUAACGAUCCAAUCACGAAGCUCCCUGGGUUUUUUCUAAAUGAAAAUUUUAGGGUUUUAGGAGGGAGAUAUGAAUUCCCGUGGAGUUGCUCAUUUUAUGCUCAUGUGGGUGUUGAACUAGCCCUAGACUUCUUCAACAUGCAAAACCCUUCAUGUGUUCAUGACUUGGAAGCCUAUAUCAGCAGUUUACUGGCGAAAUGCCCUAAGAGAUCUUCAUCAGAAGAAGAUGAUGAUCAUCAUCAUGAGGUAUAUUUUCUGAAUAAAGCAAUGGAUUUGCUAUUGGGUGCAGAAAAUUUUAACUUGUUGCCUCUCAAAAUUGCUGUAAGCAAUAUCAUGAAGUCGGUUCAGUCUCAAAGCACUGAAUUCUUGAUAAAUGAACAUAUCUUAGGAUGGAUGAAUACCUUGGCUUUGUAUAAUAUUCUUUUCUAA